Molecule: messenger RNA, 3109 nt
Organism: Alosa sapidissima (American shad)
Lineage: Eukaryota; Metazoa; Chordata; Actinopteri; Clupeiformes; Clupeidae
Gene: ildr1a
Product: immunoglobulin-like domain containing receptor 1a
Exons: 8
Coding region: 113-1660 (515 amino acids)
Cellular component (GO): plasma membrane
Molecular function (GO): high-density lipoprotein particle receptor activity
Source: RefSeq, a predicted model, not a curated record
AAACCACACAGGAUAACUAGUUAGAAUUUGAACGAGUCGCGGUGGAGGGAAGUCAAAGAGGCGUCAUUACGCAGUUUCUUUAUCUAUUUAUCUAUUUUUACCAUUUCAAUUCAUGACUAUUGGAUGUUUUUCCUUCAUAAGGCUAUACACAGUUUUACAUUUGUCGGAGACGAUGGCUCGUCGAAUAGGCCUACUGACACUGCUGCUUGUGGGCUUCAUGCAUACAGAAGUGUCAGCCAUCCAGGUGAUUGUACCACAGACAGACAGAAGCACAGCUCUCUUUGCCUCGGUCAUCUUGCGUUGUGACUACUCCACAUCAGCCAGUCAACAGGAUGUGUUGGUAACAUGGCGGUUCAAGUCUUUCUGCCAGGACCCUGUGCUGGAAUACUAUUCUACAGCAUACCAGUCAGCGCUCCAGCUUGGUCAAGAUCCAUCUAACGACUGCCCAGAUCGCCAGCGCACAGUCCGCACAGUCGUCCAGAAGAGGGGUAGCAAUGAGGCCACACUGGGCUCAGAUUACCGCGAGCGCAAGAUCUCCAUCCAGAACAAAGCUGAUUUGGUCAUUAACGAGGUAAUGUGGUGGGACCAUGGAGUCUACUUUUGCUCCGUCGAUGCCGCAGGAGACACCAGUGGAGACUCGGACAAAGAGAUCAAACUCAUUGUUUACCACUGGUUGACUGUGCUCUUCAUCGUCCUUGGUGCCUUUCUCCUCAUCAUCCUCUUGUGCGUCUGCUGUUGCCAGUGCUGCCCGCAGCGGUGCUGCUGUUACGUACGCUGCCCGUGUUGCCCUCGGCAGUGCUGCUGUCCGGAAAAAGCGGUUAUGCAGCAUCGGAUGAUGAAGGAGGCACAGAAGGCCAUGUCUCCCUGGAUGAAUGGUGGUCAGCCUGUCUACGCGCCCAUGAGCUCCCAUAGCUCCUAUCAGAUGAACCCAAUGCUUUAUGCAGGCCCUAACUCUGGAAAGAUGUCGAUGACCCCCAUGCCUCUCCCGACUCCCCAGCCUCACCACCCGCCCAGCAUGCAUGGAAACGGCAGCCUGGCUGCAGAGAGCGGCCGCGGCACCAAUCACGUGCUGGAUUACCUGGAGAGCCAGGUGCACGGUAUGGAUGUGGCCAGUCCCCUGCUACAGCCCCAGCUCUCUGUUGCCCCCCACCACCAAAUGCCCCCGCCACCCCAGCACAUGCCUAAACAUGUGCCUUUCUCCGCUGGGCCUCCCAGCAUGCUCUCUGCCCUGGAUGAUGGCCCGAUGACCCGCAGACCGCCACCCAGUGGCAACCGCUGGGACUACGACGAUCGUUCGCGCCCCCCCAUGAGCCGCAGUUACAGCCACGAGGACAUGCUGAGCGAUCAUGGCAGGAGAAGCAACCCCAACGAGAGGGCCGGAUAUCGCCCGAGGUCCCGUUCCCGUGACAAUCUAUUCGACAUGCCCCAGAGGCAGGAAAGGCGGUAUUCGCCGCCUGCUGGGCGACGACGUGGAUCGUGGAGUUCCGCCAAUGACGAGGAUAGCAGGAGAGGAGGCGCGAGAGGAGGUCGAGGGGGACGCUCGGACAAGCCCCCGAGUUACAACGAGUACGAGCCGGGUCAGAAACCACCCAGACGCCCGGACCACUACUCGGUAAGGGGACAAGAGUUCUCGCAGCGGUACCAUAGUGAUCUGAUAUGAUCUAUGACCUCCUUCACUACGAUGCUCACGGAGUGAAGUUACAGACUUUCUGCCACAUGCAGAUCCAGUCAAACACGCUGUAUCCUCACCUUGUAUGAAGCUUAAGUAAACGUGCAGGGAAUGUCCGCUACGGAGGACAAAAUGGUCAGCUAUUUGUACCUCCUUCUACUAUAUUGAGGCACUGUUUUUUAAACAAUUUUUUAUUUUUAUUUGCCUAAUCAGUUUGUGGUUACUGUGCACUUUGUCUUGUAACAUGUUUUAGGACAUGGCUGCACCUUGAGAAUACCUGUAAAUAACAGUUUAUUUUUAUUUUUAUUUUUAUUUUAUUUAACAUUUUACUGGUCGUUCUGUGACCUCAGGUUACCCAUCUGAUGAUGAUGAUGAUGAUGACAAAGUUGAUGGUGGUAAUGAUGAUGAUGAUGAUGAUUGUUAUUAUUAUUAUUAUUAUUAUUAUUAUGUUGAUGAUGAUAACAUGUUUUUUUAUUUUUUCAAAUGUAUGAUGAUGAAAUUUCUCUCAAACUAUGUUUGGUGAUGGGUUAACUAAUCGGAGUCUUAUUAUACUGCAACAGACAUACUCUUAAAUACAAUCAUGUUGAAUAGGCGUGAUCUCAAAACGCCUACUUGAAUGAGCUCACUGAAUAAACUCAUCCUGUGCUGACGAAAGAAACCAGACAUAACGACUUUUAAACCCCAUUUCCAAAACAGUUGGAGAUGGGUGUAUUUACCCAUGUGAAUCGUAAAUGUGCAUGUGAAUUGAUCUAUCAAACUCUUAUUUUUGCACAAAUUUAAAAUAACUGCCCAGCUCGUCUUUUAAUUCAAUUUAGCAUUGGUUACUAGGUUUACUUGUUUUUUUUUAAUGUAAAUAUUGUUGUACAUUAUUGAUUUGUUUCAUUGUCAUUGCUUUUCACCAAGGCACCAGUCUCCCCUUAGUUUUUAUGUGUGACUUGAGCUAGAUGUCUCAGGAGCUUCGACAUGGUACAGAUAAACCCACUAAAUAUCUAAUGGUAAUUAUCGGCAUUGGCCCUUUGAAAGAAAUACAUAUUGGUUAACCCCAAUUUGCUCUAGUAGAUCUAUGUGUAUGGACAAUCCCACAAUUUGUGUACAGAGGAUUUUUUAAAUCAGUUAACAGACAGAAGGUACAGAUCACAUCUUCCUCUGCGGCCACUACUGGGUUCACCUGGGCCAAGCUGCUGUCAGUGGUGCACGAGCUGGCCAGUUUGGAGCAGGACCAGGGGGCCCUGGGCUUUGUUGGGAGUUUGUCGCACCAUCAUAACAAAGCCCUAAAAAACAAAUGGGUUGGUUAACUUCUGUUCAGUCAAAUUCCAUGCAUGUGUCAGUGAGACCUUUUAUAUCACUGUUUUGAAUGACACAAUUUGUAAUGUGCGAUUGUAAAGCUAUGUCCAAUUUAAAUGCCAAGCUGAUCUAUGCCAAUAAACAUAUUUAAAUAAA